Molecule: messenger RNA, 1971 nt
Organism: Onychostoma macrolepis
Lineage: Eukaryota; Metazoa; Chordata; Actinopteri; Cypriniformes; Cyprinidae
Gene: gphb5
Product: glycoprotein hormone subunit beta 5
Exons: 5
Coding region: 1354-1773 (139 amino acids)
Biological process (GO): G protein-coupled receptor signaling pathway; regulation of thyroid hormone receptor signaling pathway
Cellular component (GO): extracellular region; cytoplasm
Molecular function (GO): hormone activity
Source: RefSeq, a predicted model, not a curated record
GACCAUCCUUUGCAUUUAAAGCAGCUUUUGCCGUAUAGGUGGGUCAGGAGAUGUUGCCACAGUUCUUCUGGAAUAGCUGACUUAAAACCACGUUUUAGCUGGGGAAAAUACUAGUGUUCUAAUAAUUUUGUAAACCACUGUAUGUUUUUAAAAUGUCUUUUAGAUCAUUGUUUUCCUAACAAAGCAAGCGGCGCCAAAUUAGGCCUACAAUUUACGCGAAAAAAUUGCAGGUCGCGCUUAUCUUAAUCUUAAUUUUACAAUUACACGUAUAUGUUUAUAUUUAUUAAUAAAUCAUACGAAGCCUAUAGUGAGUAGAGGUUACUGACGCAGAACUAAAGGGAAAUGUGUGAGUCUAUGUGAGUCAAAUUAUUUGUUAUUAGAUCAUGUGAAGUUUACCAAAACCUUCCCAAAUUGACCACUGGGCGUCACUGUGGCAUAAUUUUAGAAAAAUUAGUUUGACGUUACUUGAAGAUGGUCUCAGUUUAUUUAACGCACACAAAAACACUACUUGUUUACUCGAAAUAAUACUUUGUACAAAUAUAGCUAAUAGGUAUAAUAUGUGUUUUACCAGCGGUUUUGUUUCUGUUCUACUAUUGUUUUCUACACCAAAUGAAAACAGUUUUUAAAGCUGUUUGGAAUUAUUAAUCGAAUUUCCCCUAGUGGCCUCGUGCAGAUCAGUCCUAUUCUUCAGUCUUUGGCAGCAUAUAUGCCUGUUUGUCAUUCAUGAAAUCCAAACACAUUCAAUGCCAUUUUUUUUUUUUCUAAUUUGAGAAAACAAGAAUAAAGAAUGUAAUAAAGAAAAUUAUUUUCAAUGGAAAUCAAGUCAGCAAAAUUGUCAUCCUGCCCCCUCAUGUGUCAAUUAUAUCAGACCUUUCUGGAAAAUCACUUCUUAGAUUAUACCACCAUGUUGUCAUGGAAAAUAUCUGACUAAUCUCUAACUGUUUGGAGCCUGACGUCUCAUUUAACCUGUCCUGACACCUCCUGGAGCAGGACUAACCACAGCCCACAAGAUGGAUGGAUGAAUAAAUGAAUACAUGGAUCAGAGGAUAAAUGUGUUUCCCAUUCUCUUCCAUGUGGAUGACUCCGAACAAAAGGAGGUUCUUUCCUCUUCAUUAAGUUAAUGGAUGUACGGCUGAUGUACCUGAAUGGCAGUUGGCUCUACAGAGACAGCCCCGUGUGUUUUAGGUGGAGUUGGCAGUCCCGUUUCUAAUAAAUUACAGAUUUGUGCAAGUUCAGUGUCAGAGGAACUUCAGGAGAGGUGAUAUCAGGACUGGAAGUGAGAUUUCUCGCUGAUUCUGGAGAGUUUAGCUGUGCUGCCUUUGCCAUCCAGAUCCACAGUCACUGGAAUCAGCAAUGGCUCCUCUGAGGUCUGGAGCACAGGGACUGUCUCCUGUAACUCUGUGCUGUUUGACACUGGCUGUUUGGCUGUGUUGUGGCGCUCAUACUGAGGCUUCUGUGCUCAACCUGAAGCGUUUCAUCGGCUGUGCAGUCAGAGAAUUUACCUUUCUGGCCCGUAAGCCGGGAUGCAGUGGGCUGCACAUCACCACUGAUGCCUGCUGGGGACGCUGUGAGACCUGGGAAAAGCCAGUCCUGGACCCGCCCUUCAUCGAGACGCACCAGCGCGUGUGCACUUAUAACGAAACUCGAUUGGAGACGGUGCAGCUGCCGAACUGCUCAGCAGACGUGGACCCAUCCUACACCUACCCCGUGGCCCUGCGGUGUGACUGUGGGGUUUGUCUUACUAGCACCACUGAAUGCAUCACUUCGGUCUGAUAUGCUGGAGAAACCUGCCUCCACUUAAAACACCAGAGCAUGUGCACUGCAGGAAUAAAAUGAAUCAAAAAUCUAUGUUUCAUGUCUAUGUACAUGUAGGAGAGAUUUUACCUUCAAAUGGUGACUGUAUGUUACUUUCUCAUCUUCUUUGCUCUUUCCUCCUCCUUUUUUUCCUGAAAAGAGCAAAACUGAAUAAAA